Arabidopsis arenosa is the source of this 913-nucleotide messenger RNA. NCBI's taxonomy places the organism in Eukaryota, Viridiplantae, Streptophyta, Magnoliopsida, Brassicales, Brassicaceae. The record is from the annotation of a GenBank genome assembly.
AGUUUACCAAUUUCUUUUACUCGCAAGCAAUGGCUUGUCUUGGAAGAAAAUUCUCGAGAAUUGGUUGAGUUCGUAAAUUUUAGUAUGUUUAAGAGAUGCAAUUAGUGCCUAGUGAUGAUGAUGAUCAUAGGAAGGAACAUAUUUUACUCGACGAAUCAACAUCCUCGAACGAAAUCGUAGCUGCGGAAAGAGGAGAUCGUGUUUUGGAGGAAGGACAAGUUUCAGAAAUAGCUGAGACUGAUGAUGACGAAACUACACUUCUUGUUUCUGGAGAUCAACCACAAUGUCGAAUUUGCCUUGAUGUUGGAGGGGAAGAUCUGAUUGCUCCGUGCAAUUGUAAAGGUACUCAGAAGCACGUUCACAGAUCUUGUCUCGAUAAUUGGCGCUCCACCAAGGAAGGUUUUGCAUUUUCGCAUUGUACAGAGUGUAGAGCCUUCUUCAAACUCCGAGCCAAUGUACCUGCUGAUAGAUGGUGGUUGAGAUUGAGAUUUCAGCUGCUGGUUGCUAGAGAUCAUACCUUCAUCUUCAUUUCUGUCCAGAUGAUUGUAGCAUUCUUGGGGUUACUAGUUUACAAAUUCUACGGUGAAGAACUACGAGAAAUGUUUGGUUAUGAGGAACAUCCUUAUGGGUUCUACACAUUGGCUGUUUUGGCUAUUGUCUUGGUAGGACUGCUAUACGGAUUCUUCAUCGCUAUAAUAUGUGGUCAAAAGAUCAACGAGCGGCAUUACCAUGUUCUCGCCAAACAAGAACUUACAAAGGAAUAUAUAGUGGAAGACCGCGACUGCAAGAAUGUUCCUGAGCUUGACCAGAGUCAUGUGAUGGAACUCAAAAUGUUGGGACUUUAUUGAACAUAUAGUACAAGGAAAGAGCUUGUUGGAUCUUUACUUUUCAUGUCACCUGUAAAUUAUAUUCU